Messenger RNA from Lodderomyces jiufengensis, 834 nucleotides. RefSeq names its product mitochondrial 54S ribosomal protein uL4m (gene YML6). The record is from RefSeq and is a predicted model, not a curated record. Bases 1 to 834 code for a protein of 277 amino acids. Gene Ontology annotation, biological process: translation. Gene Ontology annotation, cellular component: ribosome. The transcript has a single exon. Gene Ontology annotation, molecular function: structural constituent of ribosome. Lineage: Eukaryota; Fungi; Ascomycota; Pichiomycetes; Serinales; Debaryomycetaceae.
AUGUUUAGGCAGUCGAUACGAAGACUAGCUACAGAAGCUACACCAAUCACAACAUUAGCAACCACCACAUCAACAAUACCCACCACCGCCACAUCAUCAACAUUGAAAAUAUCACAACCACCAAAAUAUACAUUAGCCCAAUUACGUUCAUUCCCAAACCUCGAACCUAUUCAAUUUAUCCCAUUACCACACACAUUUUUCAAUACUCAUACACCAACAAGAAGAGAUUUAUUAUGGAGUGCAGUAGUUUACGAAGCCGAUUGUUCUAGAGUUGGAUCCAACUACGUUAUACAAAAAUCAGAUUCACCUUAUUCAAAUAAAAAAUUAAGACCACAAAAGGGUUCAGGUAGAGCAAGAUUAGGUGAUGCUAAUUCACCUCAUAUGGAUAAUGAAAUCAAAGCACAUGCUAUAAAGGGAUAUCAUGAUUGGAGUACUGAUUUACCUUCAAAAAUAUAUAAUAAAGCUAUUCAAGUUGCAUUAACUUCUCAAUAUAAAAAUGGGAAUCUAGUAGUUGUUGAAAAUCAAUGUGAUUUCGGUCAACCUAACCUUGAAAUAACUCAAUCAUUCGUAUCAUCACAUAAUUUAAAUAAUUUAAAUUUAUUAUUUAUAACUGAUUCAUCAAGAGAUAAUCUACAACAAAGUUUAAAAAAAUUUUUCUUAAAUGAUAAUGAACUUUCAAAAUUAACUAAAAGAGAAAAAGCUAAAGCUGUAGCUAAAGUUAAAGGUAGAGUUUUAGUAAAAGAUAAUGUUGAAGUUAGAGAUCUUUUAAAAGCUAAUAGAAUUUUCAUUGAAAAAGAUGCUUUGGAAUGGUUUAUAGCUAAAUAUAGUAAUUAA